This is a messenger RNA of Drosophila navojoa, 2112 nucleotides long. RefSeq names its product P protein. The record is from RefSeq and is a predicted model, not a curated record. NCBI's taxonomy places the organism in Eukaryota, Metazoa, Arthropoda, Insecta, Diptera, Drosophilidae. Gene Ontology annotation, cellular component: membrane. Gene Ontology annotation, biological process: transmembrane transport.
AUGGAUACCAGUGGUACUUAUCAGACUCGUGGCUCAUAUUUUAACGAAGAGGAGCCCGAAUUAACUCCAGAACAAGAUCGUCGCCGUCGCAUUCGGCGUUAUAUAGUCUUAAGCAUAAAGAUGGUCAUAUUUCUUUUCAUAUGGAUAUUCUUUGUGGUUAAUAUGUGUAUUAAGUCAAAAACGGUUGUGCAGGAGAGAGUUGUGGCCUUAGAGCAGAAAUCAACAAAGUAUCUGGAUGUCAAUGGAAAGCCGAAAAAUAAUAAGAUAAAGGUUAAGUUGAAUGGAAAUUUCGAUGUGGAGGUCACCAAUUAUCCAAGUCUGGCAGCAGAUUCCCAAAAAUAUUUAUUAAUGAGCGUGCAAAUCUUCAAUACUGAUUUGAACCGAACGGAACACUUGUCGAAAAAAUGGAUCGUCUAUUUUAUGAAAUAUGCCCAGUCACGUUCGCAUUUAGCUAAUGUGCAAUACUUUUUUGAGUUGAAGCCUCAAUACCCAGAUAGUCCAGAUAUCGCGACUAUAUCCACAGGCGAUCAAUAUGUAACUCAGGUGGUAUUGCAGAAUCCCAUCAAUGAUAUAUUUGCACUCAAAAUCAGAAUUAAUGUCAGUCCGGUGGAGCUGGUAUACGGCGUUCUCACAGCAGGUAUAUUGCUUUUUUCUCUAUAUGCAGUUUUAAUCCUGGAUAUUACGGAUCCCACAUUUGCCGCCGUCCUCAUUGCGUCGUGCGCGAUUGGAGUGCUGUGUAUGUACGAUGACAAGCCAACAUUGAACCAAAUAGUGUCAUGGAUCGAUAUCCACACAUUGGUGCUGCUCUUUGGCAUGAUGAUAAUGGUGGGCAUUAUAUCGGAGACCGGCUUCUUUGGCUACCUCGCGGUGCUGGCCUAUCGUCUGUCCAAGGGGCGUGCCUGGCUGCUGGUGGGCCUCCUCUGCCUGAUCAGCAUAAUACUGGCCGGAUUCCUGGAGCUGGUCACCAUAAUGAUGAUAAUGGGGCCCGUUGUGAUCCGACUGUGCGAGUGCAUGAACCUGCGCACCACCACUGUGAUGAUCUGUGUGGCGAUCUUCUCGAACAUUGGCUGCGCACUGACGCCCAUUGGGGACCCACCAAUUGUGUACAUUGCGACGAACUCCCAUGUCAUGGCCAAGGGUGUCGACUUCAGCAUGUUCCUCAUUCACAUGUUUCCGGGCGUGGUGCUGAGCAUUUUCGCUGCUUGGACGUACAUUUAUCUGAUGCUGCGCAAGGGCCUGACCCAGGGUGCCGAGGAGCAGACGAAUAACUCGCUGAGGCUCCUAGCCAAGCGAAUGGGUGACGGGCAAGCUCCACCACUGCUGGCCAUGCGCAUGGCAGACCCAAAGUCCAAUCCGAGAAAGUAUUCGGAAUCCGCAGUUUUUCGAAUCAUGGCUGCCUCCAACUACAUUGAGACGCUCGCCAUGAUGGAGUCCAAGUACAAGGUGCACGACAAGCCGUUACUUAUCAAGAGCGUUCUUUCUUUCCUAUUCGCCAUAGUGCUGUGGUUGCUGCACUCGCAUCCGUUCUUUGAGGGCGCCACUCUGGCCUGGACUGCUCUGAUGGCCUCGAUGCUGCUGCUGAUACUCUACGAUUCGCCGGACUUGAGCGCUGUGUUCAUGCGGGUCGACUGGUCCAUGCUGUUGUUCUUCUCCGCACUGUUCGUGCUCGUCGAGGCCUGCUCGGAGCUGGGCCUGAUCCAUUGGCUGUCUAAGCUAACGAUCAACAUAAUCGCGCAUGUGGAUCCGAAAUAUCAGGUCGUUACAGCCAUUAUGCUUGUCCUGUGGAUAAGCGCGUUCUUCGGGAUUUUCAUCGAGAGCAUUCCAAUUGCCACAGUGCUGCUCAAGCUCACCAUCCAAGUGGCCCUCAGCGAGCGGAUCAAUAUACCCUUGAUCCCAAUGAUAUGGGCUCUCACCUAUUCGAUAUGCUUCGCCGGCAACGGCAGUUUGUUUUCGACCACGGCAAAUGUGGCCGCCACUAGCAUUGCCCACCAGCAUGGCUAUAAGAUCACCUCUUCCGAGUUCUUCAAGUAUGGCUUCCCCGUCAUGAUAAUCACCAACAGUAUUGCUUCAGUUUAUCUGCUCAUCGCCCACGGAAUUUUCCAUUGGCACUAG